Chilo suppressalis (striped riceborer) is the source of this 1464-nucleotide messenger RNA. The record is from the annotation of a GenBank genome assembly. NCBI's taxonomy places the organism in Eukaryota, Metazoa, Arthropoda, Insecta, Lepidoptera, Crambidae.
AUGGCUGCAUGGCUUUGCCUCUGCCUGUACCAACAGGGAAGAAUAGACCUAAAAAAAAUUAGUGCCAGAUUGUCUUUAUAUAGUACUACUUUUUUGUUAAUAUUAAUUAAAUAUUUGCAGAGUGUAUUAGAAAAUCAAAAAAACUUACGUUUUUGGGAAGAUUACUUAAAGAGCCUUCAAUCUCUAGACUUUUCUCUAUUUUCUGGAAAACUUACCGUCCCAGUGAUGGUACCUGUUGGCAGGAGAAUCUUGUUUCGUGGACACUUAAAGCAUACUAAUGAAAUAACUGUUGCAAUUGGUGCUGAUUAUUUUGCGAAAUGCUCAUUGGAUCAAGCGGAAAUUCUAAGACAACACAGAAUUAAAGAUGCACAGUCCAAGGUAAAUUUAUAUAUUAAAGAACAGAAAUAUCUGGAAAAUAAAAUAUCUUUCAGUAAACAAAACAUAUUUGAUAAUGUUGGUGAAGAAAUAAUUGAAGAGUAUAGUGAAGAAGAAGAUCGAAAAUGGAGAGAAAAGCAUAGAGAAAAUAUGAAGAAACAUAAGUUGGAGUCUAAAGAUAAAAAUAAAGUUGCAGAUAGCAUUACAGAUGAAGAGUUGUGGACCAAGUUAGAAGAAUUAGAAUUACAAGAAGAAUUAGAACAUGAAUUAGACAACAUGAAUGCCACUGAAACAAUUAUGAAUUCAAGUGUAUUAAAUGACAAUAAUUCUAUUGCUAGUAAGGUCACAUUUGGGACAGAAAGAAAAAAUAAUGAAAAUAUUGAAAAGAUAUUAGAUAACAAACACUUGGAACAAAGUUCGAAUAAUAAUAUCAAUAUUGAGCAGCAGCCUGCUAUGUAUAAUAAGUUAACCCUAUUACAGAAAGUUAUUGAACGACAAAAUGAAUUAGGGGAAAAGUUACAACAAAUAAAAGAAAGAGAGAGAAACACAAAAUUAACUGAGGAUAACUUGAUUUCUAAACUUGAUGAAAUGGAGCAACUUGAGGAACUUGAAGAUGAAAUGGACAGGUUAGAUGAUAUGAUCCAUAGUGAAGAAGAGUAUAUUGAAGAGGAUUCUGAAAAAUCGUCAGACCAGAAAAUAAAGCGUAGUGUAAUUUUUGCAGAUGAAGAUGACAGCGAAACUUUAGAAAUAACAUUUAAGCACAGUGAAGUGAUACCAUUUUUGGAACCAUAUAAUCCAGAAAAAGGCAUACAAAAGCCCAGUGAUGUUUAUACAGCAUUUGGAAAUCUCUUUAGUGAAGAAACAACUUCAAUAUUGAAAAAGAAUAGAUAUGAAUGUGAUAAAGUUUUAACACCAGAUAAUAAAACCCAGGAAAGUUUAGAGUUGAAAGAUGAAAUAAAUUACCCAGCUCAAACAAUAUUAAUGAAAGAUGUUACAGAGCGAAAAGAUACAAAUUCCAAAACAGCUCACGACAAAGAUACUAGGCCUACAAGUUUAUUCAAGAAGAAACGAAUGCAAAAUAAAUCCUAA